Messenger RNA from Uranotaenia lowii, 2178 nucleotides. It is a transcript of the gene Ctns, whose product is annotated as cystinosin homolog. The transcript has 7 exons. Gene Ontology annotation, cellular component: lysosomal membrane. The record is from RefSeq and is a predicted model, not a curated record. NCBI's taxonomy places the organism in Eukaryota, Metazoa, Arthropoda, Insecta, Diptera, Culicidae. Bases 468 to 1709 code for a protein of 413 amino acids. Gene Ontology annotation, molecular function: L-cystine transmembrane transporter activity. Gene Ontology annotation, biological process: L-cystine transport.
AUGCUGAUAACAAAAAACGGGCGUUCAAAACAAAGGCUAGAUCAAUAAAAGCGAUUUUCCCCGGAAAUAUUCUAGUAUUAUAGAAGUGAAAAGUUAUUGUCUGUUAAUUUCCCGUUAACUGAUAGGAUCGAUUCGUGAGGUGAUGUAUACAGUAUUCCGGGAGACGUGAAGAAAUUUUAAAAAAAGUUGUGAAUCGGCGUCGUCGGUGGAUUUCAGACUGCAAAGUUAUCGAAUACUUUGUAAGGCUUCUUAUCGGUGAUUUGGUUUUUUUCGGCUUAUUGUAGAAAAAAUCUUUUAAAUUAAGUGAACAUAAAGUUGCGGAACAGCUUAACAUAAAAAGCUCAGCCAACAAAGGACCAUAAAUGUAGUGUCUACGUUUGUCGGCUUUUGAAUUGUUUGAUACAUCACUACAUCGUCGUUCGGGAGGAAUUAGUGCUUUGAUCCGUCAACGUCCGGCUGAUUAGUCGAUGACCCGUUUCUACAAGAUGCAUUCCACAGUAGGAUUAGUAUGUUUGUCGUUAGCUGUUUUGUUUGGUGAAUUGGUUCGAGGUCAAACUACAAUUGGCGCCAGCGUAGUUUUGGACCCACAGGACCUCACGAUUCUCGUUGAGGAGUAUAAAAAUAUUUCGGUCCUGUUCCGGGGUCGACUAAAUCAGGCGAUCCAAUUCAAUUUUUCCGAUGAGCAUGCGGAGUUUGUCCAAGCGAGCCCUUCGGUGAUAAACAUCGAUACUCCGCCGGAUGGGUUCAUCGAUCGAGCAGUCCAGGUGACGCUCAAAGGCAUAUCGCCGGGCCAAUUCGAUCUGAUUGGAUCGGUGACACCCGCAGGACUGAUUGACGUUGCCCAGGCCUUCAUCCGGGUUACCGUAGCUCACUCGGAUACGCUCAUAAUCGUGGCCAUCGUGAUCGGAUGGAUCUACUUCGUCGCUUGGACCGUAUCGUUCUACCCGCAGAUGAUCAUCAACUUCCGGCGGAAGAGCGUCGUUGGGUUGUCGUUCGAUUUCCUGGCCCUGAAUCUAUUGGGUCAUACGCUGUACGCGAUCUUCAACUGUACCCUGUUCUGGAACGACUCGAUCGAACAGGAAUACUUCAACCGGAACCCUCGAGGACUCAAUCCGGUAGUGGCCAACGAUGUGGCUUUCUCAGUACACGCAGCCACCGCUACCCUAGUCACUGUAAUUCAGUGUUUCUUAUUUGAGCGAGGAGAGCAGCGAGUCUCGAACAUCGUCCGAGGUCUGCUGAGUGCCUUCGGAGUCGUCAUUGUCGUGUCCGGGAUCCUGGUCGGAACCAAAACUUGGCAUUGGUUGGAUUUCCUGUACACGCUGAGCUACAUCAAGCUGGCCAUCACCCUCAUCAAGUACGUCCCACAAGCGGUACUGAACUUUCGGCGGAAGAGCACGGUCGGCUGGAGUAUCGAGAACAUUCUGCUGGACUUCACCGGUGGCAUGUUGAGCAUGCUGCAGAUGCUUCUCAAUGCUCAUAAUUAUGAUGAUUGGGCGUCUAUAUUUGGCGAUCCUACCAAAUUCGGCUUGGGAUUGUUCUCGGUCCUGUUCGAUAUUGUCUUUAUCGUGCAGCACUACGUGUUGUAUAAAAACAAUCAGUACACCGAGCUGCCGGGUGACAAUGUUCCCCCGAACGAUCCCGGAACGAGCCAUCUACCGAUUACACCGGAUCCAAUCACCGAGGGUGGUCCGCUGCUGGUGAUUGCCUAAAAUCGGCUACCGAUUCCGCCCACCUGAAAUUAAUAUCAUUGAAUCAAUCAACCGGCUACGCAUGUGUGAUUUAUAGGAAAAUUGUAUAUUAUUAUCAGUAUGUUUAGGUCAAUGUUUUUACACAUUUUUAAAUGAUAAACUACGCCCCAACUUAUAUUAGAGUAGUACCUACAAAAAAAGCGCUUGAAAGCUCUCCGUAGAACAUUCAUUCGCUUGGAAAGGCUGAUACCUGAAAGAGAAAAAAACACUAAUAAAGACUAUUAAGCUGAGUUUUAGGUUUAGAAAUACGAAAAUUAUGUAGAUUACACCAAAGUUUUAAUCUGUUUAAUCCGUAGUGCAUUCCAUAUAAAAAUCUGAAAGAUUUAGAACACGAAACUGUCUAGUAUUUGGUUUUAUUACUUUUUAUUUAUGUAAGACAAUUUAGGAUAAUAAAUGUACCAUGUAUGUGAUGUCACAUCGAAGCUCGAAA